AUGGUUAUGGCACGUUUUUCAAUGACAAAUGUAAUUGAUCAAUUACUUGAACAUCAAAAUCAAAAUGCUAGUACACAUUUAAUAAUUGAUUAUCUUGAUUUAAUAAAAAAAAUUAUUCAAUUACUUCGUUAUUCAAAUUUAUUUGAUUUUGAUCAAUUAUUAAUUUCAACCCAAAUUGGAUCUAUAGAAGAAACGAGUUUUUUUAUUUGGGUUUUUUUUUCUAAAACAAUAGCUUAUUCAACAUAUCAACAUAUUACAUAUCUUUUAUCUUUAUGUGAACACAGUGAUCUACAUUUACGUGGUGCAUGUGCAAAUUUAGUUGUUACAUUAAUUCAAACAACAAUUCAUCUUUUAACACUAUCAUCAUUAUCAAAUUCUUUUAUUAAUCAAUGUUCACUUGUAUCAACUGAUUCAAAAGACAGUUCAAGUCAUGCAUUUACAAUCAUAGGAAUUAAAUUAUUAGAAGAUUCUAUUCAACAUACUACAAGUUCCUGUACUUUUGCUCAAGUUAGUCUAGCUCAAUUUAUAGAUGAUAUUGAUUUUCGAAUAUUAACUUAUCUUGAACAACAAUUAAAACAACAGUACCCUGAUAUACGUGUUCGUCAAGCAAUUGCUUCGACUUUUACUAAUCUUAAAAUAUAUAUUAAUACAAAUGAAAGUGAUUUUCAAGCUGCUGUACUCGAUUUACUUGUUCAAUUACUUUUAAUUCGUCAUUUUAUUUAUUGUAUUGCUGAAUUUCUUGUUAUGUUAUCACAUGAUACACUUCAUUCAAAACAAGUUAUUAAAAUACAAGAUUUAAUAAAACAUUAUGAUUAA
Rotaria sp. Silwood1 is the source of this 816-nucleotide messenger RNA. Lineage: Eukaryota; Metazoa; Rotifera; Eurotatoria; Philodinida; Philodinidae. The record is from the annotation of a GenBank genome assembly.